AUGCUGACCGUUGAUGCUGACCAAGGUGGGUUUUUUUUCUUAGACGCACCAGGUGGAACAAGUAAGACAUUCUUAAUAUCAUUAAUUCUUGCAAAGACACGUUCCCAACAGAAAAUUGCUUUGGCAAUUGCAUCGUCAGGCAUUGCUGCAACUUUGUUAGAUGGUGGACGAACAGCACAUUCAGCAUUGAAGUUGCCAUUAGACAUUCAUAACAAACCAAACGCAAUGUGUAACAUUAAAAAAAAAAGCGGAAUGGCUACAGUGUUGCAAAAAAGUGCAAUAAUAAUUUGGGAUGAGUGUACUAUGACUCAUAAACAUUCACUUGAAGCAUUUCAUAGAACUAUGCAAGAUUUGAAAGGCAACCAUAAACUUUUCGGUGGUACUCUUUUACUACUGUCCGGUGAUUUCCGGCAGACUUUACCAGUUAUUCCUCACUCUACUUUUGCCGAUGAGAUCAACGCAUGCUUAAAACAAUCGUUUUUAUGGACAAGUGUUGAGACACUUCGACUGACUAUGAAUAUGCGAGUACAAUUGCAAAAUGAUCCAACAGCACAAGUAUUUUCUAAACAAUUGCUAGAUAUUGGAAAUGGUGAAAUUGAGUUGCAUCAAAAUACACAAUACAUAAAAUUACCAGAUAUUUCUGCACUGUUGUUGAAACGAGAAAUGAACUAA
Molecule: messenger RNA, 672 nt
Organism: Sipha flava (yellow sugarcane aphid)
Lineage: Eukaryota; Metazoa; Arthropoda; Insecta; Hemiptera; Aphididae
Product: ATP-dependent DNA helicase PIF4-like
Exons: 1
Coding region: 1-672 (223 amino acids)
Biological process (GO): DNA repair; telomere maintenance
Molecular function (GO): DNA helicase activity
Source: RefSeq, a predicted model, not a curated record